This is a messenger RNA of Aspergillus mulundensis, 1275 nucleotides long. Its product is annotated as heme-dependent oxidative N-demethylase family protein. The record is from RefSeq and is a predicted model, not a curated record. NCBI's taxonomy places the organism in Eukaryota, Fungi, Ascomycota, Eurotiomycetes, Eurotiales, Aspergillaceae. The coding region runs from base 1 to 1275 and encodes 424 amino acids. The transcript is spliced from 3 exons.
AUGCCGACCCUAGACACAAUUAUCGCGAGAACCCCGCUCGCCAUCUUCCUCUCAGUUUUUAUCUGCUUCUUUGUUAUCUACAUCCGAUCCAAACCAAACACCAGCCGUAGACAUGGCGUCGAAUCUCCAAGCCCACCGCCAGAAAAGAACACAGAACAAACACCUUCUGGCUAUCCCCUACUCGCCCCUGUGCCCAACUUCAACUGGGAGACAACCGAACCGCUCGUCUUCAGACCAUUCAAGCCGAAGUUUCAUCUGACGAUGGCAAUAACCAACCUCAACCUCUCAGACCUAAUUCCCAUGGACAAGACAUAUCUAUCCCGCCUGUCUCUGCGGAAGGAUCUUCUGGCGCAGCAUGCCGAUGUCGUCCGCGGCGUGAACAUCCAAGCGCACAAUCCAGCGAAGAACGAGGAGAUUAGAGAAGCACUCUGCGAGUGGUACGAGUACGCCAUGGGCACAUAUCUACCGGAGAGAUACCCAAGCAUGUUCCGAAUUGUCUCCGGCGAUACCGAGAAACGAGGAACGAUGCUCGAGUCCCUCGUCACAGGAUUAAGGGUCCCCAUUGACCCAGAGGAACUGAUGCACACUGUCUCGACAAGCAGCACAGACGAAGUCGCCCAAGAGAAGGUAAAGCUCCUCCACCUCCUCGAUACCCUCGGCACCUGGAUCGACGAGGACUUCCUCAUCCUGGUCCCCUCGCCCGUCUCUCCAACUCCCGACGAUCCCACCCCAGACCCAAGCACACAGUACCACCUGGAAGCCUACACAACCUACUACCCAGCCGGCUUUGACACGCGCAAGAAGCUCGGGCGAACACUACAGCAAAUCCACGUCCCGCUCCCGCGGUACAAGCAGAAGCUCUCCAUGAGCAUGGACCGGUUCUUUGAGCGGCUUGAGGUGGGCAAGGCCGUUAUGCGCGUGAACUGGAGCAUUAUGCCGAAGGGGACGGGGCUGUUCGCUGCGUUUGGAGGGCUGCAUGAUCAUUCUCCCGACGAGGCGCCCAGGGAGGAGAGGAUUGAGCCGGAGGGAUUUGAUGGAGAGGAGACGUUUCUGCGGUGCGAGAGGCAGACGCUGCAUCGGCUACCGAAGAGUAAGGCGGUUUUGUUUGCGUUUCAUACGUAUACGUAUCCGAUUAGGGAUAUUAGGGAGGAGGGACUUGGGGAGGAGUUGGCUACUGCGAUUGAGGGGUUGGAGGGGGGUAGUGUGCCGGAGAUUUACCCGUACAAGAACGGGCCGUAUUGGGGGACGGCUGUGAAGGCUUUCUUGAGGUCAUGA